AUGUCAUCAGAGUCCUCCCUGGAGGUUGGCGUCGAAAUCGCCGCACAGAACGCAAAGAUGAUACUCGGACCCUACUCCAGCCAGCAGGAAGGUCUCCCGAACUGGAUUCGCUAUCAUGGAGCAGUGGAGCCAUUCGAGCCGGGCGAACUAUUCAGCAAGGAACAGCGCCAAAUCGUCCUGGUCAUGGUCGGUCUGCCAGCUCGCGGCAAGUCCUUGAUCGCCGGCAAGGUCGUCAGAUUCCUCAAGUGGCAGAACGUCAUCGCAAAGAUCUUCAACGUAGGCAGCUACCGUCGUACCGACAACCCUCAUCCAGGUGCCAACUUCUUCGAUACCACCAACAAAGAUGGCGAGCGUGCCCGGAAAGCUGCCGCAGAAGCCGCCGUCGCCGACAUGCUGGAGUGGUUCAAGGACAGCAGUAACAAGGUCGGCAUUCUCGAUGCUACCAACUCUACCAAAGAACGUCGCAAGUGGAUCUACGACAAGAUCACCGCCGCUGGUCUGCUCCACAUCUUCAUCGAGUCUAUCUGCGACGACGAGGAUAUCAUCAUGCACAAUAUUCUUGACGUGAAGACUACCUCUCCAGACUAUGUUGGCCAAGAUCCCGAGCUUGCUGCGAAAGACUUCCGUGAGCGCAUCAAGAACUACGAGAAGAUCGCCAAUGUCGGCAAUCAUAUCGAAAUCAACCGCAUGAUGGACUAUCUCCAGACCCGGAUUGUCUACUAUCUGACCAACCUUCAUAUCAAACCUCGCUCUAUCUGGCUUUCCCGACAUGGUGAAUCCGAAUACAACUUGACGAAGCAGAUCGGAGGAGACGCUGACCUGACCAAGAACGGACAAGCAUACGCCAAGCUGCUGCCAGAGCUCCUGAUCAAGUCUGGUCUUCCUACUGAUGAGAAGAUCGUCGUUUGGACCUCCACACUCAAGCGUACCAACCAGACCGCCAAACACGUGGUUGAGGAGCUCGGCUACAGCAAGCUGGAGUGGAAAGCCCUUGACGAAAUCGAUGGUGGCAUCUGCGACCACAUGACUUACGCGGAAAUCAAGAAGAAGUACCCAGAGGACUUCGCCAGACGCGACGAGGACAAAUACAACUAUCGGUACCCGGGCGGCGAGAGCUACUACGACGUCGUCAAGCGUCUCGAACCAAUCAUCAUGGAGCUGGAGCGUGGCGGAAACGUCAUGAUCAUCACCCACCAGGCUGUUCUGCGCUGCAUCUGGGCGUACUUCAACGAAACUGGCUCCGAUAAGUCCCCCUGGGUCAAGAUUCCGCUGCACACCCUCUUCAAGCUCACUCCGCGUGCGUACGGCAACAAGGUGGAGGAGUUCGCGUCGGGCGUCGCUGGUGUGAGCACGCAUAGGCUCAAGGGAGAGGUCGAGGAGGGUGCUUAG
This is a messenger RNA of Cyphellophora attinorum, 1389 nucleotides long. Its product is annotated as Fructose-2,6-bisphosphatase. The transcript has 5 exons. Gene Ontology annotation, molecular function: ATP binding; 6-phosphofructo-2-kinase activity; fructose-2,6-bisphosphate 2-phosphatase activity. NCBI's taxonomy places the organism in Eukaryota, Fungi, Ascomycota, Eurotiomycetes, Chaetothyriales, Cyphellophoraceae. Gene Ontology annotation, cellular component: cytosol. The record is from RefSeq and is a predicted model, not a curated record. Bases 1 to 1389 code for a protein of 462 amino acids. Gene Ontology annotation, biological process: fructose 2,6-bisphosphate metabolic process; fructose metabolic process.